AUGCUGACAUGUCUCACUCAGGUCAAGAAGUGGAUGUUGGGAAGCUCGAUGGAGGGCCCUUCGCCCCCGGCCUCCCGAACCGAUUCCACCAAAUCCGGGUUCUCGGAAUGGACCACGAGCAGCACCGUGGAGGCAGACACCGAGGCCGCAUCCUCGUCAACCGGCGUCGCCCUAUCCAUCCACCCCCUGCCCACCAAAGACGGCCUCAUCGCCAAAAUCACACCCCCGGAAGCCCCCUCCAAACCCAUCGCCCACGUGCCCUGCGACAUCGUCCUGGUGAUCGACGUCUCGGGCAGCAUGGGCGGCAACGCGCCCGUCCCCGCCAACCCGGGCGAGAAGACGGAGAACAACGGGCUGUCGGUGCUGGACCUGGUCAAGCACGCCGCGCGCACGAUCCUCGAGACCAUGGACGACGGCGACAGGCUCGGCAUCGUCACGUUCGCGUCCAAGGCCAGGGUCGUGCAGGCGCUGUUGCCCAUGGACGACAAGAAUAAGAAGCUCGCCGGGGAGAACAUUGACGGGAUGAAGCCCGUCGACGCGACGAACCUGUGGCACGGCCUGCUCGAGGGCGUCAAGCUGUUCAGGGAGGGCGGCGAGGUGAACACCGGGAGGGUCCCCGCCAUCAUGGUCUUGACGGACGGCAUGCCGAACCACAUGUGCCCGGUUCAGGGGUACGUGCCGAAGCUGCGCGCCAUGGAGCAGUUGCCUGCGUCGGUGCAUACGUUCGGCUUCGGGUAUUCUCUGAGAUCCGGCUUGUUGAAGUCCAUUGCCGAGAUUGGCGGUGGGAACUACGCCUUCAUCCCCGACGCCGGCAUGAUUGGCACCGUAUUCGUCCACGCCGUGGCCAACUUGCAAGCAACAUACGCCAUCAACGCAACACUGCGCCUCACCUUCCCCGCUGCCCUCGAUCUCGAAGAGACAACCGGGGACUCGGUCGACAAACAGGAGGUCCUGACCCUGCCCGACGAGCCAGAGGAGCCGAAACAGCUUUCUAUUUCCCUCGGCAACCUACAGUACGGCCAGUCUCGAGACAUCUACAUCCGCGUAAAGGCUCCGGCAGACUUGACUUCGAAAGACUCUAACAUCAUCGCCUCCCUGGAGUAUUCCCGCAUGACAAGCGUCAUCCACAGGAAAGCAACCGAACAAUCUCUGCAGACCCCCACGACCCUGCCCGAGUCCGAGAUCGCAUACCACCUCUCCCGCUCCCAGAUCUGCUCCUACCUGUCCUCCAUCAUCCCCAUAAGAGAAGACGGCGAGCACGAGGCCCUACACGACAUCUCCCCCCAAAAGGCCGAGCAGCUCAAAUCCCUCAUCGAAAACCUCCCGUCCCAAAAGUUCCCCGACGACCCAAAGAACAAGUCCCUCGUCGAAGACCUCACAGGCAAGCAGCCAAAGGGCCAAAUCUCCCUCGCCCUGUCGAACCCCGAAUACUACUCCAAAUGGGGCGUCCACUACCUCCCCUCGCUCCUCAACGCGCACACCCGGCAGAUCUGCAACACCUUCAAGGACCCGGGCCCGCUGCAGUACGGCGCAGGGAGCCCCCUCUUCGUCGCCUGCAGGGACAGGCUCGACGCCGCCUUCGACAACCUCCCGGCCCCGACGCCGUCGAACCAGCGCGUGGCGACGCACCACGGAUACAUCAGCAUGAGGUCGUACAACACGCCGUCCGGCGUGUGCUUCACCGCGUCCACGCCCGUCCGUCUCGCCUCCGGCCGCAAGGUGCCGGUCAAGAGUCUGAGGAGGGGCGCGGCGGUGAAGACGCCCGCGGGUCCCAGACGCGUCGUCGCCGUUCUGAAGACGCCUGUUUCGAGGGAGGUUAUGUGUCGCGUCGGCGACCUGGUCGUGACGCCCUGGCACCCGGUCUCGGUGGACAGCGGGAAGAGCUGGGUGUUCCCGGCUGAUGUGGCGCUGAGGCCGGUGAGGUAUACGGGGUGCAUCUACUCUGUUCUUCUGCAGCCGGAUGGGGACGUGAACGCGCACGCGGUGAAUGUUGCGGGUGUUUGGGGUGUAACACUGGGUCAUGGCCUUGUCGCGGGAGAUGAUGCGAGGGCGCAUGAGUUCUUUGGGGAUUAUGACAAGGUGGCGAGGGGUUUGAGGAAGAUUGGCGUCCGGAGGAAUGGCGUUGCUACUGGAGGCGGUGUGAACAGAGAUCCUGAGACUGGUCUUGUUCGGGGAUUUAAGUCGGCGAGGAGAGCCGACGCUCAGAAGGAUGGAAAGGUGGCGAAUUAG
Molecule: messenger RNA, 2229 nt
Organism: Colletotrichum karsti
Lineage: Eukaryota; Fungi; Ascomycota; Sordariomycetes; Glomerellales; Glomerellaceae
Exons: 2
Coding region: 1-2229 (742 amino acids)
Source: RefSeq, a predicted model, not a curated record